This is a messenger RNA of Mycena citricolor, 713 nucleotides long. The record is from the annotation of a GenBank genome assembly. Lineage: Eukaryota; Fungi; Basidiomycota; Agaricomycetes; Agaricales; Mycenaceae.
GCUCCGUAGGCGUGUCAACACUACCAUGUUCACCUUCAAAUCGUCCCACCUUGCUCUCGCUCUCGCGGCUGUAUCCGCCGUGAAUGCCCUGAGCUUCAAAGCUCCCAAAACCGCGCCUUGCGCCGAACAUGUCGCCGUUCCGGCUUUCAAGCAUCAAGGAUCUGUGCUGACGCACUACGGUCCCGAGCCGGACAUCAAGGUCCUCCAGUUCAUCAACGUCGGCAUCGAAGGGUCCCUCUUCCAGUCCGACUCCGAAUCCGAGGACACCGUGAAAAUCACGUUCGCGAAUCUCGCCCAGAAUGACACCGGGCGGUGGGAGUCGAUCCGUGUGUACCCAGAUGCAGGGAUAUUCCAGAUCAGCAACCUCGAGACGGGGACCUACCUUGGCGUCAAGUACGAGGUCGACGAGCUCAAGCUGGUUGCCAACCGCGAUGUCGACCCCGCCUCGUUCGAGUACGAACGUGGAUCCUCGCCCGAGGCAUUUGCGAUCCGUCUCGUCAACACCAACCUUGUCUGGCAGGCGGUGUACGAUGACGAGACCAAGAAACACUCGGGCCAUGUCGAAUUGAGGGACAGGAUCGAGAAAUGGGAGCACGGGAGAGAGUUCCAGGACUGGAUCUUCGCUCACUAGAUCAUUCCUAAGAAAGUAGUGCAUAGUAAGAAACAAUGCCCAAUGCAAUCUUCGAAGCACGAAUCGACCCCGCUUAUCUGCC